Messenger RNA from Corticium candelabrum, 1109 nucleotides. RefSeq lists its product as uncharacterized. Gene Ontology annotation, molecular function: phosphatidylserine decarboxylase activity. Gene Ontology annotation, cellular component: mitochondrion. Gene Ontology annotation, biological process: phosphatidylethanolamine biosynthetic process. The record is from RefSeq and is a predicted model, not a curated record. The transcript is spliced from 5 exons. The coding region runs from base 18 to 1109 and encodes 363 amino acids. NCBI's taxonomy places the organism in Eukaryota, Metazoa, Porifera, Homoscleromorpha, Homosclerophorida, Plakinidae.
ACUGCAAUGAUGAGGAGAUGGGAGUCUCUAGCUAUCUGAAGUCUCUGAAAUGGUUUCACAUCCCUGUAGGGGUAGGACUUACGUACGUCGCCUAUCAACAAUUGCAUCACACAAGGAAGCGAGAGAAGAGGAAACUGCAAACUACCAGCCCAGCAGAACUUGUAGCUAAAGACUGGCAGGUUGAUAUUCUAACCUACUUUCCAACACGGCUGUUGUCUCGUGCAUGGGGUCGGUUGGCAGACCUGAAGCUGCCUGUCUGGUGCAGGAAACCAAUAUUUGGUUUGUACGUCUAUAUCUAUGGUUGUAACAUGGAUGAGGCUGACAUCAGUGAACUCAAACACUACCAAACUGUCCAGUCGUUCUUUACACGAAGGUUGAAGAAAGAUGCAAGACCCGUUGAUGGAGAACAUGAAUUGGUCAGUCCCUGUGAUGGUUGUGUUUUGCAUCAUGGAGUGGUGGAUAAAACAGGACAAAUCGAGCAAGUCAAGGGUGUCACAUAUCCUUUGGGAGAAUUAACCGGUCCAAUUGAACCAACACUUCUACCAAAAAAUUGCUCUGAGAGUAACUCGGAGAGACUUUACUACUGUGUUCUGUAUCUUGCACCCGGUGACUACCAUCAUUUCCACUCUCCAGCUGACAUCCAGUUUAAAGAGCAGCGACAUUUCCCAGGAGCUCUGCUCUCUGUUGCCCCAGCAUGGGUUCGGUUUAUACGAGGCAUCUUCACUCUGAAUGAAAGAGUUGUGCUUCUGGGUCAUUGGCAGUACGGAUUCUUUGGUUAUGUUGCUGUAGGGGCCUAUAAUGUGGGAUCAAUUCAUUUACAAGUUGAUCAGGGGUUGGUGACAAAUCAAGCUAUGGAUUAUCAACUAGGAGAUUUCAUAAGGAAAAGCUACGCAACCCAAGAAAAAAUUGAAAACGGCCAACUAAUUACGAGUAGUAACCCAAUGAGCAAAGGAAAAGGAGACCAUGUUGGCUGGUUUUCAUUAGGAUCGACAAUAAUCCUCAUCUUUACAGCUCCAGAUAGUUUCAAAUUCACUGCCAACUCGGGUGAUAAACUGUUGGUAGGCCAGCCAUUAGGCAGACUACACCACAAGCCUCAGACGGGUUCAUGA